Messenger RNA from Mycena citricolor, 5620 nucleotides. Lineage: Eukaryota; Fungi; Basidiomycota; Agaricomycetes; Agaricales; Mycenaceae. The record is from the annotation of a GenBank genome assembly.
UUGACUCAUCCUUUGAACACGAGAUGAUGGGUUCCGAAAAGUUGGCCCGGCUCAUCAUCGCCGAUUCUUCCUGAUAAGGACUCGUCUCCAGAGACCGAUUCGGAUGUUGAAAGGCUCCGGCAGCUCGCAAAAGAACUACGGAGAACGGCUCAAAUCAUGGAUUCACAGCCUCCGAAAGUUCCCGAACCAUCGAUGAUGUGGAUUGCGUCCAUGUUUAGACAAUAUUAUCGAUGGCCAUGAGCGGGGAAUGCGGCGAUGAACGUCCGCUAUCUGUAAGACACUGGGAAAUUCGAGGGCCAACAUGGGCAGGGGGGGUAAGAAAAGUUGAAGCUUAUUCGUGGGACUUGAUGGGGCACCGGUCUCAAAAUAGGUAUCCUGCGGUAAUCGAUGGAUCUACCCUUCAUUAUCUCACCGGCCAGUGCCGCGGAAUAAUGUUGGGGGUCAAUAACACGUAGUACACGAUGGCCAAUGUCAGUUCUACCACUUGACUCAACAGUGUAGUCUGCAUUGAGCACUACAGGAUCGAGUGCGGACAACCACGUCCCCGUCAGUCAAAUACAGUUGUGCAUAGAUCAUACCAACUGUCAGUCUUAGACGCCCGUCCUAUCCAAAACUUGUGAAUCUAUCUCACGAGUCAAGCAUCGAGCAGAGCUAUUUGCGGCAACCUACAUGACCACACUCGAUAUAAGUCUGGCUGCAGCGACUGUCGGCGACUGCAUUCCUUGAACUUUGAGUGCACACUCGUGGAUCCCCUUCCGCUGCGAUCUCACCCAUACGUCGCGUCGCCCGUCCGUCAUUGAUAUGAACAGGCCGUUAAGCGGAGAAAAGACGAAUAAUGCAGAGGAUCCCGAGCGUUUGGCGGUGUUGGGCGGCGCCUCCACCGCAGCCUACUCCUCCUCUUCUUUGUCUGAUUCUCGGCAGAAGAUCGACGGGAUCGAGGACAAACUGUCGGUCCCGAUUAACUCGACCAAUGACACGUAUACCACUCUCCAGACGUUCUACACUACAAAUGCUGCGGUUAUCAAUACCGCGUCCAGUGCGCUGGCAGCCACAGCGGACAUAGAUGUCAAAUCCAUCGAGGCGACGAUAGCCCGGUUCGCGGAGACGUCGGCGGUGAUCAUGAAGGGCCUGGACGCACUCGGGGCGGUGCAUCCUUUCGUUGGGGUCGCCGUUACCGCGUUCAAGCUCGUCAUUUCGCUCGACAUCACGCGGCGGCAGAACAACAAGAAAGUCCUCGCGGUGAAGCUCCAGAUGCAGGACCUCAUGACGGUGCUCUUCCAACUCCUUCCCAUGCGCGAUCCAGAGGAUAAAGCUCCUGAUGGGACAACACUGAAAGACCGAAUGUCAGAACUCAUGAAGACGGUCGCGGACGACAUCACCAGCUGCGGUAGCGCGUGCGACGUCUAUCUCAAGAAGAGCUUUCUCGGCGAGUACCCCCCAACACCUCAACUUCUUUGCGCUGACACACUGUCCACAGCCAAAACGAUCAAGUCCAAGAUCUACGAGGCCAGACUGGCGUCCUAUGUCGCGAAAUUCACAGACCACAAGAAAUCCAUCGCCUUCGUGCUCACGAUGGACACGUCGCACUCGGUCGGCACCGCGAACCGCAAGCUCGACGACAUAACGACGCAGCUGGAUUCCAUCGAGAUGAAGAUGGGAGAGCUGUUUCGCAAACUCGACACGCCGCGCGAGCGGGAAGUGCAGAAGUUCUUGGACGACAACGGCGGCGCGCGGGCCUGCAUCAGCGAUGAUGCUGCACUGGCACAGCUCGUGGCCAAGAGCGGGGACACGACCCUAGCGUCCGGCACGUCUGCUGAGAUCACCGCGACGAAGACGCUUCUCUUACGGGAACUAUCUGAGGAUAUUGAUGAGGCGUUUCGCAAGAACGCGCUACUUUUCGACCGCAAGAUGGAGAUACAGAGCCAAGAGCUGAAAAUUGCAAUGAAAGACGGCGAGGAAAGGCUUCGCAAGGUAAUCAAGGAAGGGUUGCAUGAACGAAUUAUGGAUAAGGGUCUUCAAACGCUCUGGAAAGACCAAGGCUGGAAAGGCAGUGUAAAAGCGCGCCACUUCGUGCUCGCGCUCAACGAUUAUUAUUCCGACCUCUACAGUAAGCAUCUCCCAGAAAGCAGAAGCUCCUCUGCUCCUCCAACGCCCAUGGUUCCCACGAUCAAUUUGAUCGCGGAACUCCCCAGUGUGCCGAAAUACGAGGACGAUGACCACUGGGCGCUCAACCAAUCCAAGCCCAUUCUCGAGACAGUGGAUGACGAUGGAACUGGCUUUGUCACCAUCAAAGAGACGAAUGAAUUUACAGAAUCUCGGCCGAAGGAACAGUGCAGGCAUGUGCCAAUGUCCAUCAAGAAGUCUUCCUCAUCUUUACGAGAAUCAUCCAGUUUACUCUCAUGGACAGCCUACUGGGCUGCUGGCUGGCACACCUCCGUAACCUGGCACAAGAAUCGGAUCUAUUCGCUGCUCAGAGCGAUGCUCAACCUCCCAACGAGUGCGCUCAAGCCCAUCUUGCCCGCAAACAUACAACGCGUGGAUACUUAUCUUGCUUCGCUGCCCAUGCGGCGGAUCGAGCUACUGUUGCGGUCGACUCGGUCUGCCGGCCCAGAACGGGAUGAGAAUCUUGCGAAAGUCAGGGAGAAGAUCGAGGGCCAUGAAAACAAACGGAUCCAAGACCGAUUGACUAAACUGCGCUACGAGUUGGAUGAUGUGGGUCUGAGGCUAAUCACCGGGAAUAAGCGUAUCGAGAGGUUCAUCUACCCUCUGCUCGAAGCGCUUCUCAAGCGGCAUUUCGACAUUCUGCGGCUGGCGUGUGUGCAUGUCCUGGAUGACAGUGAAUUCGAUACGAUGACUGGCUCGUUGGGAGUGAUCUUCGAAGCAGUCGAUGAGAGAGUAGCCAACUUGGAAGCUGUUUUCAAGUCCAACUUUUCGAAUGUCAAUGAGCGAUUUGGUAGAUUUGCAUUUGGCAUGUUUCAAGCUGACUACACCAGCGACAAAACGUAUUCCGAUGUCGUCAACAAUACCAUCAGCGUUACCCUCCGCGAGGAGGGAUACGAGUUUGACGUCGAUUCGGAGGAUACCGAUUUCCGGGGCUAUUCUCUUGAUGCAUUCAAGAGCCUUGAUGACAAGCGCAAGGACAUACUGAUGUAUCCAACCGCAAAUGGAGUUGGCAAUCUGUACGACUUCCAUCUCAAACACCCUGACCCUUCCGCAGAAGCGGGAGAUCAUCUCGCCCUUGCCGGUCGAUGGACCGGGCACAUCAUGUACCAAGGACUUGAAUAUUCAGGCCUCAUCUCCCUCGUGCUGUCUGUAGACGCUGAGAACACGUUGUCGGGGGCGAGCGAGAUUUUCGAUCAGAUUUUGAAGGUGUCUGGCUCUGCCAGCCCCGGCGAAGAUUCCCAGGCCGAAAUAACGCUGAUUAUAUGGUUGUCGGAAACCCUUGUCUUCAACUGCAAGGGCGUUUAUAACGCCGACAAAGACAUUAUCGAGGGACAUUUGGACACAUCUGCUGGCGUCACGAAUACGUUUACCUUCAUCUUCCACCGAACGCCCGCCGAAUGGCCCGAAUCAUACCGUUUUCGGCCCUCUCCAACUGCCGAAAACCGCGCUGUCGCCCGCUGGCACUUUGCAAUCAACGCCGUUCUGGACCAAUUUCAGCGCAGGAACAUGUCAUGGCGCUGGCUGAAAGCACGCUUCGCCGAGCGCCGACGUUUCAUCCACCUGAUGACGCGGAACAAAGCAAACGAUCGGGGUCUCACGCCGUGGGCACCUCUGUCGGACGGCGAGCUGGCCGAGCUGCGGAAUCUCCUGUCGGUGCUGACGUCAGCGGACACGCGGUUCUAUCUCACGAUCGUCGAGCUGGAGCUCAGAAAAGUCGUCGACCAAUAUCGGAUCUGCGACGUGUGCAAAAAAGAUAUCAGGGGCCCGCUUUUGUUCUGUGUCCAGUGCAUAGACAAUAAGUUCGAUGAAUGUUCCGACUUUUGCGAGGUGCACACGGAGAAGUCUGUGCAAUGGGAGACCGUCACCCACAGACCCUCGCACGUCUCUGUCAAGACACUCUCUCGAAUCCACCAUGGCGACAAGUCCUGGGUUGUGCCUAAAGCCAGAUCCGUCGCCGCGCGGAUCAAAAAGCUGUUCAAGGAACUGGACGCCCCUGAGAGCGCGAAGACGGUGGCCGAGAUCGGUUACGGUUUCAACGACGCUGUAGCAGAGAAGAAGAGGCCGAAAUGCGUGUGUUGUGCCAAGGACGUGUCGCUUCCCGUGUGGGUCUGCCUCGCCUGCGACGAGGACAUCUUCGUCUGCAUCGAGUGCGAUAAGGCCAAACAGUCCAUCCCAGAGGAAUCCAUCCCGAAAUAUCAGGACUUGGUGAAGUCGGGAAAGAAGCCAUGCCAUAUGUUGUCGGAUCCGCUCGUGUACGUGCACGACACAGAACCUAUCCCGCCAUUGGCCCAGAGCAUGACGAACGAGCGCCGCAUUGCAGAGCUGGACAAGAAAAUGACCACAAUGGAGCAACGGAUGACCACAAUGGAGCAGCGGAUGACGGGGAUUGAGGAGAAACUGGAUGCCAUCAUCAAGGCGCUGGCUCAGAGCAGGAACUGCACCAUUAGAUUCGUCAGAUAUUGCAACCCCGCCGCGCGCUCGGGUGUGCAAAUCGCUGUGUCGGGGGGCCUGACAGCCGCGGUGACUAUCGCGGCGUCCAUCCGGGGCCACUGCACAGAGGAGGAAGCGGGCAACUUCCACCACCACAAGGUCGCCGUCUCGUACACCAGGUUCUUCCUGACGGUCUCGGGAGCGUACAAGCAGAUUCGGAGCCAGCAGGUCCCGGUCCUGAGCGACAUCGACGAGGGCAACUUCGACCGCGCAUUCGACCUCAUCCGGCCCGUGAUACAAGGCAGCGCUGACGCCGGGCGGCUGCUCACCGAAGACGAGCUGCAAAAGGCCAUGGACUUUGUGUCGCACAUAUUCACGCCGACCGACCCGGAGAUGAUGCACGCCGUGGGCACGAAGUUGCAGAUGGACGUCCUCGCGCCGGGCGCGCCGAUCUUCACGCCUGCACAGAUCGCGGCGCUUGCGCAUGGUGACGAGGACACCGUGAAAGUGCUGAACCAGGCGAAGACGACGAGGGCGGUUUACGACUUUGACACCGGGCCCGACCGGCCGCUGGGCGAGAUGGUGGACGGGUUCAUCGGGUGCACGAGGGUGGGCAGUGUCGGCCUCGUGUGCGUCAGCGAGGGCAGCCGCAAGUCGAAGGAGAAGGAGGAGGAGGUCGGAGGUGUCAAGCGGGAGCACACCAUGUAUGCGCAGCUCGCACCGGAGCCGCAGGUUGCGCAGGUCAGGCGGAAGUAGCGUGCGUUCCGCGGUCACCUGUCCAGUCACAUGCUUGAAGUGUCCGAUGACAUCACAUGCCGACGUGUUUAUUUACGUCGGCCGGAGCGUGACUGGCGAGGCCACAUGUAUGGAGGCUCGGAAGGCCCUGCUCACAACCGAGACAGUUGACAUUGAUGGCAAGUGAUCUAAGACCCCAGACUUUGUGUACGUACAUAAGUAGCUAGGCCCUGUUGAAGAUGCGCGUAGUGACUUCUCAGUUACAGUUGGGUGAUUAUAGGACCUGUAAAAU